AACUCUGCUCCCAGUAACUAUUCUCCCAUCUGCCAGCUUUCAUCCAAGUGUGAUAACAGGUUCUUCGUCAUCAGAUUUUGUGUUCCAAAAUUAGGAAAUUAUCCUUUUCUUGAGACAUACUCCCAUCCAAUUCGAUGCAUCUCCAGAAGCCGUAACACAAGAUUGUCCACUCUGGUGUGGAAAAAGUCAACUGCUCUUAAUUGCUCUAGUGUAUCUCAAUCUUCAGCUUUGGAUGAUGGGUCCUUCGAACUUCAGCAUUCAGGUCAUGAAGCACAAGCCAAUCCACUAGUGAAGCGGUUUAGACUUGGUCAAGACAAGACAUCUGUAUCAGUGAAGACUGACCCCACCUUAGAGCAACCUGAUGAAGAGUGUAACUCUCAAGUCCAGACAGCUAACCAGGUUGAAAAUGAAUUUCCAAGAAGCUUCGAUGGAAGGCCUGCAAACUUCAAUGAAGCAUAUGAUUCUCCAUCUGAUUCAGAGAGUAUAGGGGAGGGAAAUUCACCUUUAAAUACUGCGAGUAAAAGAUAUCCAAUAUCUGAUAUGACCAUUUUCAAAUACUGCCUUGCAAGCUUGGCUGAGAAAUCUCUCAUACUCAAGGAAAUUGCAACCUCUGCUCCUGACAAAGAAAUUUUAGAAUUCGCUAAUCAUGUGUCACACUAUUCAGGAUGUUCGCAUCAUGGAAACCAAAUAUUAAUUGCCAAGAGAUUAAUAAACCAUGGAAGAAAUCUCUGGAAGGUGAUGCCUCUAAACAAUCACCACAUUCUUUGGGAGAAUGCUGUGUAUGAGAUUCAAGAGCAUUUCGUGAAUAUUGCUUGUUGCAGUUCAAGGUCUCUCUCACCUCAGGACCUAAAUCUUCUGAGAAGGAUCGCUGGAUGUCAAGAGUACCUAACACAAGAGAACUUCGAGAAGUUGUGGUGUUGGUUGUACCCUGUGGCAAUUACAAUAUCAAGGGACUGGGUAAAUCCUAUCUGGAAAUCCACAUCACCUAAGUGGAUAGAAGGGUUUAUAACCAAGGAAGAAGCUGAAGCUUCACUACAAGGUCCCACAGGAUUUCAAGAACCUGGUACCUUUGUACUCCGAUUUCCUACCUCACGAAGCUGGCCACAUCCAGAUGCUGGUAGCUUAGUUGUAACCUAUGUUGGCAAUGACUACAAACUGCACCACAGGCUACUUUCUCUGCACCAGGUUUAUGGUUCUUAUAGCACUGGCGAUAGAAGAGUUGACAUGAAACCGCUUCAAGAUAUGCUAUUGGCAGAACCUGAGCUGUCUCAAUUGGGAAGGAUAAUAAGAAGUCAUUAGGCAAACUAUAAUUGUUGCAGAAUAUUCCCAACAUUCGUGUUAAAGUUGCUUUCAAGGUUGGUUGUCUUUGCUCGAAAGACUCAGAAAAGUAGAUGGGAGUGGUGGCCUGUGAACUUUGGUAAUAUAUUCUACAGUUUACUUGUAUAUUAUGAAAAAUUAAGGUUUUAGGCGUAUUGUUGUAAACAUUAGUGGCUGAUAAUCUUUAUAUAAAAAGUUAUCCCCAUUUAUUUGUAUUCAAAA
This is a messenger RNA of Vigna umbellata (rice bean), 1539 nucleotides long. The record is from RefSeq and is a predicted model, not a curated record. NCBI's taxonomy places the organism in Eukaryota, Viridiplantae, Streptophyta, Magnoliopsida, Fabales, Fabaceae.